UCUACUGGGGCCAGUCUAGGUCCUGAAAUACCUUGACUAAAUUUAUAUCCUGGCUGUUGUUUUCACAAGGGUGUCAUUGUAAACACAUGUCAAAUAUCUUCUGAUAAUUCUGGAAUUUCAUCAAAUAAAAGAUAUCAACUUUCAAAUUCAUUUUUGGCUUCUGAGAGAGGAAAUUAUUGUGAAUUGAUACGAAAUGAAAACCAAAACUGUUCAAAAAAUGUUAACUGAUCCCCAAGUGAGUCCUUAAAAUCAAAUAAAGGCACAAAUAUUUACAGUUAAAUAUGUGUGAAGGCCAACCUUAGAAGAAAUGUAUGACUAUCAGACUGCUCUACUCUUUGUUAACAGGUUGAUGAUGACCAAACAGAUAUGACAGAAGACAGUGUUGAAGAAAAUGCCACAGAGGAUGUUGCAGCAACAAAUAAGCAUCAGGAAGAAAUAGACAGGUUAAGAGAAGAGGUGGAAUCAUUAAAAGAAGAGUUGAGGGAAUAUAAAGAUGCAAAGACACCAAGUAAAAGGCAAAGGACAGGAGGGUGACAGUGAGGCUACUAUGCAUGAACCAGGAGCUACAUCAACUAUUGAUGACACCUUCCUUGCAACUAGUUCUGUAGAUGGCCCAACAUUUAUGGCCAAUGCUGGCCAGAAGUGGCGAGAUUUGACCAUUGAACAGAAGCAAAAGUAUGCACAGGCUGCAGCGGAAAAAAGGGCAGAGCCGUUUAAAGGGCAAACUAGAGAUAAAGUGGUGCAGACACAAUUAAAAAUUAUUGAUCAGCCAACCCGUGUCCUGUCAUCAGUUCAUUUUCAGUUUGGAGGAGUGGGGCUGGAUCCAAGAGGGGAAAUUGAUUCAACAACUAUUGGGUCCAGCCUUGCUGUGGAGUUUAUCUCCAAAGAAUUAAAACUGUUGGAGAAGUUUCAUGAAUACGUUGAUGUCAAACAAAGGGCUCCAGCUAAAGAGGACACAAAACGAGAAGACCUGCGCAAACUUGUACGCCAGAAGUACAGAACAUGUUGGGAAAAUGCAACUGGGCAAAAGAAGGCCGUACCAUAUCUGGACAUCAAAAAAGGAAAGAUCAGAGUAAAGGCUACUGGUCUUCCAAAUGGUGUUGAUUUUGAAGACCCAAGCAGCUAUGGGUCGAAAAAAAUGAAGGCCAUACUUGCUUGUACUAUUUCUAUGAAAGUAUGCCCAGAUCCAGAACCAGUGACUAUGAGUGUGAUGAGAGGACAUUGUCUUCAAGUGAUGUAGUAGAAAGUUGUCCUAAAACAGUAGAAGAAACGUAUCCAGACAGUAUAUAUGAGGC
This is a messenger RNA of Mercenaria mercenaria, 1295 nucleotides long. RefSeq lists its product as uncharacterized. The record is from RefSeq and is a predicted model, not a curated record. The transcript is spliced from 9 exons. Bases 494 to 1240 code for a protein of 248 amino acids. Lineage: Eukaryota; Metazoa; Mollusca; Bivalvia; Venerida; Veneridae.